AUGAGAGGCUUCAUCGGUGCUGUGGCCGGCCUGGCGGCUGUUGCCAGCGCCACCCCCUCACUCUCCAUUGAGACUGUCCACGACGGCGCCGCGCCCAUUCUCUCUUCCACCAACGCUGAGGCUGUGCCGAACUCGUACAUCGUCAAGUUCAAGAAGCACGUCUCGGACUCCGGCGCCUCGGACCACCACAACUGGGUCCAGAACAUUCAUUCCUCUGCUCAGGACGAGCGUCUCGAGCUGCGCAAGCGCGGCCAAGAGCCCCUGGUUGAUGAUGUCUUCCAUGGCUUGAAGCACACAUACAAGAUUGGCAAGGAUUUCUUGGGCUACGCCGGUCACUUCGAUGAUGCCACCAUCGAGAAGGUCCGGAGGCACCCUGACGUUGAGUUCAUCGAGGUCGACUCCAUCGUCCACACUCAGGUUCCCAUCAAGUCCAAGGUUGAGGAUACGUGCGACGGCGAGCUCGAGAAGCUGGCCCCCUGGGGUUUAGCUCGUGUCUCCCACCGCAAGUCUCUGGGCUUCGGCACAUACGACAAAUACCUCUACGCUGAGGAUGCCGGCGAAGGUGUUGAUGCCUACGUGAUUGACACCGGCACCAACGUCGACCACGUCGACUUCGAGGGCCGCGCCAAGUGGGGAAAGACCAUUCCCUCUGGUGACCAGGACGCUGAUGGCAACGGUCACGGCACCCACUGCUCCGGUACCAUUGCCGGCAAGAAGUACGGUGUCGCCAAGAAGGCCAAUGUCUACGCCGUCAAGGUUCUCCGCUCCAACGGCUCCGGCACCAUGUCUGACGUCGUCAAGGGUGUCGAGUGGGCCGCUACCUCCCACACUGGCCAGGUUCAGGCCGCCAAGGAUGGUAAGCGUAAGGGCUUCAAGGGCUCCGUCGCCAACAUGUCUCUUGGUGGUGGCAAGACCCAGGCUCUUGACGCCGUUGUGAACGCUGCUGUCGAAGCUGGUAUCCACUUUGCUGUCGCCGCUGGCAACGACAAUGCUGAUGCCUGCAACUACUCUCCCGCUGCUGCCGAGAAGGCCGUCACUGUUGGUGCUACUGAGCUCGGCGACCGCCGCUCUUACUUCUCCAACUAUGGCAAGUGCACUGACAUCUUCGCUCCUGGCACCAACAUCAAGUCCACCUGGAUUGGCAGCAAGUACGCCGUCAACACCAUCUCCGGUACCUCGAUGGCCUCCCCCCACAUCUGCGGUCUUCUGGCCUACUAUCUCUCCCUCCAGCCCGCCUCUGACUCCGAGUACUCUGUUGCUGCCAUCACCCCCAAGAAGCUCAAGGAGGCUCUUAUCGCUGUCGGUACCGUCGGUGCCCUCAGCGACAUUCCCCGCGAUACCCCCAACGUUCUCGCCUGGAACGGCGGUGGCUGCAACAACUACACUGCCAUUGUCAACGCUGGCGGCUACACUGUCAAGCAGGAGUCUCAGGAGUCCACCAUUGAUGACCUGGAGAAGGCCAUCGAGGAGGAUUUCGAGGUUCUCUCUGGCAAGGUUGUUAAGGGUGCCAAGAACGUCGGUACCAAGGCCGAGAAGCUUGCUAAGAAGAUCCACAACUUGGUCGACGAGGAGCUGAAGGAGUUCCUCAGGGAGACAUCUUUGUCUACGGCUUCCGUUCGCUCGGCUGUUCAACGAUUAGAGCACAUUGACCCAGUCACUGCCGAGAGAGACGCUCGUAUCGCUGCCACCCUGUCUUUCUGCCGUGCGAACCGCAAUGCCGAUUUGGCAAUGGAAUUCGGUACUUCACGACAAAACCAACGGUCCUUCAACAUGGAAACCUGGCCAGAGAAUCCCAAAGAUCCUAGCCAGACUAAAAGCGAGCUUGAUCAGCUUGGCUCCAAUGACGGAGGCCUACGCCUUCAGCAAAGUCUUCGUUUCGUGAAUCAUGGGUCCCGAGCCAAGCGCCCGCAAAGCCAAAGCAAUGAUAACUCUUCUGAUAUGGGGACUAUUCGACGCCGCAGUGUCCUUAUAGAUGUUGUGAACCAGCCGGCCAGCCGAGCUUCCCGCAAUGCUGAGCGUCCAUUUGUGAGCACUUACACAACCAACUACAUCGAUUCCUUGCCCCCCAGUGAGUCAUUCGGGUCCCCGGACGAAUGCGCACCUGCACCGGCAUCUUACAGAAGACUUCGAAAGUCACGCUCAAUGUUCGCCCCCUUGAAACCGACAGGGCUGCGCCGAACAAGUACCACAUAUCUCAGCGAGCCCCCGGAGCAGGAGAAUGUACAGCCUGCGUUGCAGCCACAGUCAUUACAAGACACCAAAGAGGCUAAGUCGCCAUCGAAGAAGACACUCGGGCUGAGAGCCCCAAAAUCAACGAGCUUUCUCAAAGUCCGGGGCGCCAUGGACUCGGCUCGAACUGGCAGCCGACAGCAGAUCGAUCUGGCAGUCCAGGACGCUGAGGACAGUUUCCGCAAAGACAUUGAGGAGCAACGGCAUUUGAAACGGCAAUCGUCGACACUAUUAUCAAAAGCGAAGAAGGGCCAGGCGUCUUUGAGUCUACGUCGAUCUAUGAGAGACUUUAGCGCCGAUGUCAAUUCUGUUGGUCCUGAAAACGGCUUGGCUGUCCGCAAAGACGCUUCCCUACGAAACAAAGCUCGAAAAGUUUCAAACGGCCUCAAGAAUAAGCUCAAGGAAAUGUUCCGAAGGAGCAAGAAGGAUGAUUCGGUAGUGGUAGCUACCGAACCAGAGCCAAUAACUUCACUUGCAGUCCAAGAUCUAAUUGGCGUCGACAAUGAGCAGGAUGAUGCCUACAUGGACAUUGUGGAACCCAUCUUGCUGGACGAGUGUUCAAUUUCGCAAGUACCUUCGCGAGUUCCGUCUCUUCACAAUGCCUCUUCGACCCAAAAGCUCCGCUCGCGUCAAGGAAGUAUAGAGAGCAUAGGGAGUGAAAGAAAAGCAUCGGAUGAGAAGUCUCGCGUGACCAGUUGGACGAGCUCAGGCACCCUUACCCUCAAUAGCCAAAGUACUUGGGGCGGCGAGCGGGAACGGCAACGGCUGUCUAUCAUCAAAGAAAUUGGACCACAUCAGGCCUCUUCUUCUUUCCAACGACCAAACAUGGGCGAUGGCAAUCCAUUCGAGUUCGAACCACAAUCUUCACCACACUCGGAUGGACUCGUCCGCCCUGGUCCAUCCGUCGAUAGUGCCAGAGUCUACUCCGCCCUCAUGAAGCGAUUGCAUGACUACAAGCAGAAGGAUCAACGAGGUGAGAAGCUUCGAAAUGGUAGCGCCAGGAGUAUUGGUCUCAAAGGGCACGGCUCAGUCGAGUUGCCAAAGUCCCUCGGCGACCAGGAGGUUGACGAAGCUGGGGACCAAGACCCGCCAACUAUAAGAUGUGUCUUGCAAGAGGACGACGUUUUCCGUGACAGUCCAUUGGAACAAACAUCGCAAGCACCAGUCGAUACCAAUGCCCCUGAAUCGGGAAAAGAUGAAGCCGCGUCGUCAUCUAGCAGUACGGUGCAUCAUCGCCAGCGCUCUGCUUCUGAGACUACCAUCGGAUCUCACAACGCCUAUCCAAGGCUUGUGGCUGGUGACGGGCAGAACCACUCGCCCUCGAAGCCGUAUAAGAUGCACGGCGGUAACGUCACGAACCCCCCGAAAGCCUUGUCAACUCGCAGUUCUGCCUUCUUUGGCAGCCCGACUUGUCAUCUCUUCCGAACAACGAGUCCAUACCGCAAGGUCCUACAAGAAAAGGUCAAGUUAGAGUCACAAGCUCCAGCUCAGCUACUGUCACCAUCUGUCUCGAUGCUAAACCUGGAGCUGAUCCCCACAAGGCGUCGGCCUAGUCUCUCUAAGGAAGAUCCUCGCCUUGCCUACUCUGAAAGUGUGUACUCUGACGACCUCCUUUCUCCACGAGGGAUACCACAGGUCUUUGGGGAACAACCAGUGCCAAGGCUGCCGCCUCGACACCCCAAUCACAAAGCAGCUGAUACUGACCCCUGUAUGACACCCUUUGCGUACGACAACUCGAAAGCUACUUUGGAGGAGCGCAGCUCGGAUGUCACCACUGGGGCUGGUGCUCACCAACAGCGUUAUGUACCGGUUGGGCUUCAGACUUAUACACCGACGAUGCCGGAAUGUCGGACGGUCUCAAACGCAAGCUCUGUGGAGUGGAAGACUUGGCUUUCCGCGAAUGCGGCCAAUACCGAUGCCAAGUUGGCCAAUGCCGGGACACGGCAUUUGACAGAAGUUCGGUACGCAAAGCCAAGCAUGCCCAAGAGCUUGGGUCAUGUGCGUGAGCGCGCAGAGAUUGAAGAGCCAGAGUCUCCAACUCUAUACAGAGCGACAGGCACAGGAAAUGCCAAACUGCAAACGCCUCUGAGAGUCACAAGCCACAAUCCACGACAAACCUCGUCUGCCAGCCGCGUCGAGCUCGGCACAGACGACCCAAAGUUCUCACCGCCUAUCAGAGACGAGAACAUGAUCCCUAUGUCGGACGGACGUAUGACUGGACGCGUUCGUGGUAUUUACGGUCCUCCACCAAUUCCACUCAGGAGCUCUUUGAGGACAAUCCCUUCGAUGCCGCUGAUGCAGCCACGUCCUUCUCAUAGCAACUUACCUGUCAAGUCGACAGAUAGAAAGGCUUUCAAGGCGCGCAGCUUGGACGUCAUAUCAAAGGCCCAAACUGCUGAAGUCCCUCUUCAAGUGAAAAGUCGAUCUCCGGUCAAACUAAGACAAUUCGGCCCCAUGCUAGCCAGUGAACAAUCCAAGAACGGUUCUCCAAGGGAAAGGCGAGGCUCCGUCCGUCGGCUGCUAGACUACAGCAACUCGCACGAUGGCGAAAGGUCCGAUAUCGCGAGCAUUGACGAUUGGAAGGCUGAGGCGGCUGGUAGUCAUCAUUUGGUGGAAAACUUUCUCAGCAGCCGACGUCACCCCCCACUUCCUGGCGAGUCAAGAGCGUUCUUGUGA
Colletotrichum orchidophilum is the source of this 4905-nucleotide messenger RNA. RefSeq lists its product as uncharacterized. Gene Ontology annotation, biological process: proteolysis. The transcript has 4 exons. NCBI's taxonomy places the organism in Eukaryota, Fungi, Ascomycota, Sordariomycetes, Glomerellales, Glomerellaceae. Bases 1 to 4905 code for a protein of 1634 amino acids. The record is from RefSeq and is a predicted model, not a curated record. Gene Ontology annotation, molecular function: serine-type endopeptidase activity.